CGGUGUUGGUUUGGUUUACUUUUUGGGGCCACUCACGAUAACACUCAGGCGUGGUUCCUCAGGUCUCAAACUUCGCAGCCUCGUGAGUCAGUUGGUUCCCGGCCAUACUCCAAGUCAGUGUUCUGCGGGCGAGACGUUUUGCGUGAAAAACAACCGAUCAAAAAAUGAGGAAAAUCGAGUGGGCACCCCUGAAUGUGCCCCUGCGGCGCCGCCUGGAAACCCUGAGUGCCUGCGGAUGGAUGUGCCUGUUCCUGUUCGGUGAGCUGUGGAUGCUGUUGUACUACUUCUACCUGCUGAUAUUCGGAGGACUCUACGCCAGAACCUUCUGCCUCAUCUAUGGAAUCUUCAUCUACAUAGACCGAAAAGCAGGAGUUAACGGUGGGCGAGGUCAAGGCUUGAAGUGGUUCCGGAACCUGUACUGCUGGAAGCUGCUCCAGUCGUACUUCCCGGCAAAGCUGCACAAGACAGUCGAUCUGCCGGCGGAUCGAAACUAUAUUUUUGCCGCUUUUCCACACGGAGUGCUCAGCACCGGUUGCUUCCUGAGCUUCGCCACCGACUGGACCGGCUUCUGCCACCAGUACCCUGGCAUCCGGUCGCGGGUCGUCACCCUGGACAUCCACCUGAUCGUGCCGUUCUUCCGCGAGCUGUGCUUCAGCUGGGGCGUCGCCUCCUCGUCGGAAAAGUGCAUCGUCAAACUGCUGCAAGCGCCCAACGACCCCGACCACAAGCUGAACUCCGACGGAAACACCUCCAACGCCGUCGUCAUCAUCGUGGGCGGUGCGGCCGAAUCGCUCAACUGUCGACCCAACAACUACCAGCUGGUGCUGAAGCGGCGCAAGGGAUUCUGCCGGAUUGCGCUGCAAACCGGGACGGCACUGGUGCCGGUCAUCAACUUUGGCGAGCUGGACCUGUUCGAUCAACCGUCGAAUCCGCCCGGAUCCCGGCUGCGAACCUGCCAGGAGUGGAUGAAGGCCAAAACCGGAAUCGCCCCGCCUGCGUUCAUCGGACGUGGCUUCUUCCAGUACAACUAUGGACUGAUUCCGCGACGCAAGCCGAUCAACACAGUUAUUGGAGCUCCCAUCGAGGUGGCCCGCGUUGAAACCCCAAGUGCGGAACAAAUCGAAGCGCUGCAUGCCAAGUUCUGUACCGCCCUAGAAGAUCUCUUCGAGACCCACAAGAGCUCGUACGUGGAAAACCACGAAAACGUUAAAUUAAUCGUUGACUAGUAACUACAACCAAAAACACGCACCAGCCUCGCCAUUCACCCCAAAGAAAAACGCCAAAUAACUUCACCUAUUACACUCACGAUUAUUUAUUUCUCAUAGUAAUUGCAACGUACAGUCACCGCUGUAGAAAUACAACACACUAGUUAAAAAAAAUGCGCCGCAAACGUUUGAACAUCACUGGUACACGGAUAUUGCAUGAUAUUUAGCGUAGCUUAGUUAAUUAUGUAAAGUAAAGAUAAAGCAAAAGUUCUCUAAGUUAGGGAAUGUUAAACCUCAGAACUUGAUCCACUUGAGAACGGCCGACGAGAGCUGUUCAAACUGAGCGGUGCUGCUGAACCGGUAGGCGAAUAUUCCGGCGGCACCAACGGCUGCCACGGAUGAGCAGUACAGGACGCGCGUUAGAAUCUGGAAGAGGAAGAUUUGUUCAAAUUAGUAAAAGUUAGCUCAAUAAAAAUGAAUUAGAGAACAAUACAAAAAA
Messenger RNA from Culex pipiens pallens (northern house mosquito), 1704 nucleotides. RefSeq names its product 2-acylglycerol O-acyltransferase 2-like. Gene Ontology annotation, molecular function: diacylglycerol O-acyltransferase activity. Gene Ontology annotation, biological process: triglyceride biosynthetic process. The record is from RefSeq and is a predicted model, not a curated record. Lineage: Eukaryota; Metazoa; Arthropoda; Insecta; Diptera; Culicidae. The transcript has 6 exons. Gene Ontology annotation, cellular component: endoplasmic reticulum membrane. The coding region runs from base 165 to 1226 and encodes 353 amino acids.